AUGAACCCGUCUCUCUGCAACUUCAUCCUCAAGUCUACUCCCUCCAGCAUCCUCGACCCCAAGCCCACCAUGAACACUCCUCUCCCCCUCAACACCGGCGCCACCAUCCCCGCCCUUGGCCUGGGCACCUGGCAGUCCGAGCCCGGCCAGGUCAAGGCUGCCGUCACUCACGCGCUGAAGUCGGGCUACCGUCACAUCGACUGCGCCUACAUGUACGGCAAUGAGGGCGAGGUCGGUGAGGCGCUCAAGGAGGCCUUCGCCGCCGGCAUCGUGAAGCGCGAGGACGUCUUCAUCACCACCAAGCUGUGGUGCACCUUCCACUCGCGCGUCGAGGAGAACCUCGACGAGAGCUUGAGGCGCCUGGGUCUUGACUACGUCGACCUGUACCUGAUGCACUGGCCGGUGCCUAUGAACCCCAAGGGCAACCACCCCACAAUUCCCAAGCUUCCUGACGGUUCCCGUGACCUGGACAAGUCGUGGUCGUUCCUUCAGACCUGGAAGCUGCUUGAGGAGCUGCCGGCUAAGGGCAAGGCUAAGGCCAUUGGCGUCGCCAACUUCUCCGUUCCCUUCCUGGAGGCUCUCCUCAAGGUGGCCAAGAUCGUCCCCGCGGCCAACCAGAUCGAGAACCACCCGUACCUGCCCCAGCAGGAGAUCGUUGAUUUCUGCAAGGCCAAGGGCAUCCACAUUACCGCCUACAGCCCGCUCGGCAGCACUGGCAGCCCUCUGUUCAAGGAGGAGGGUGUCCAGGAGCUUGCCAAGAAGUACAACGUCGGUCCUGGCAACAUUCUGCUGAGCUACCACGUCGCGCGUGGAAGCUCCGUCCUCGCCAAGUCCGUCACCCCCUCCCGGAUAGACGAGAACAAGAACAUUGUCCAGUUCAGCGCCGAGGACCUGCAGGCUCUGGAGAACAUCCACAAGGUCAAGGGCGUCACCAGAUUCGUCUAUCCCGCCUUCGGUGUCAACCUGAGGUUCCCCGACAGGUCCGAGCCCGAGGGCUACGAUCCUCUUGCCAACUUGUAG
Molecule: messenger RNA, 1020 nt
Organism: Lasiodiplodia theobromae
Lineage: Eukaryota; Fungi; Ascomycota; Dothideomycetes; Botryosphaeriales; Botryosphaeriaceae
Product: Aldo keto reductase
Exons: 4
Coding region: 1-1020 (339 amino acids)
Cellular component (GO): cytosol
Molecular function (GO): aldose reductase (NADPH) activity
Source: RefSeq, a predicted model, not a curated record